Zootermopsis nevadensis is the source of this 2463-nucleotide messenger RNA. RefSeq lists its product as uncharacterized. The record is from RefSeq and is a predicted model, not a curated record. Lineage: Eukaryota; Metazoa; Arthropoda; Insecta; Blattodea; Termopsidae. Gene Ontology annotation, molecular function: single-stranded DNA 3'-5' DNA exonuclease activity. Gene Ontology annotation, cellular component: cytosol.
ACGAAUUGCUCUGAUGAUUCUUUUAUUUAUCAGUUUGUUCUAAUUGCGUGUGGGUUAGUAUAGAUUAAAAACGUCAAAUCCUGUACAGUUUAGAUUGAAUGAUGCAAUUUAUAAGAUCAAGACGCGUUAGAGUGUGCCAUCAAAUAUGAAAUAUUUCGGAAAAUGACAAUAAUUUUUUUAUAUAUUUUAUUAACUAAUAAAUAUAACCUUUUGGUAUAAGCGUUUUAACCUUAACUUUCAAGCCGGUUGGAAAUAUUGUGCAUUCGGAAUGGCCUCAAAUGAACCUGGUACUGAUUCUGCAAGUACCCCAGAAAAGUUAUCAGUGUCUAUGCAACAGUGUUAUGAAAAUUAUAUAAUAGUUGAUAUUGGGGCAAACCUAACCAAUAAGAAAUAUGGUAGAGACUUGGAUUCCGUUAUACAGCGAGCAAAGGACGCUGGUGUCCAGAAGAUCAUGGUGACGGGAGCAUCCCUCCGUACAAGUAGAGAGGCCCUCCGACUAACUAGAAUAUAUCCAGGAACAUUAUAUUCAACUGCAGGAAUCCAUCCCCAUGAUGCAAAGUCAUGGAUGGACGGUUACCUCGAAGAACUACGAGAGAUGGCCAGGAGCCCCGAGUGUGUGGCUGUAGGCGAAUGUGGCUUGGAUUAUAAUCGUGAUUUCUCACCAGUUGAUAUUCAGAAGGAAGUUUUUGAAAAGCAGGUACAGUUGGCGUGUGAGCUUGGGAAGCCCCUAUUCCUGCAUGAACGAGAUGCUCACCAGGAUUUACUGGAUAUCCUAAAGAUUUAUAAGGACCGGUUGCCUGCGAUGGUUAUUCACUGCUUUACUGGAACAUCAGAACAGGCUCAUACCUAUCUGCAGAUGGGAAUGUAUCUGGGUAUGACAGGUUAUCUUUGCAAAGAUAAAUCCGACAACGGGGUCCGUAAGAUACUGGAAGACGGACUCAUUCCCCUGGACAGAUUGUUGGUGGAGACAGAUUCACCAUUUAUGUAUCCCAACACUCGCGCUUCGAAGCUGCCAGCGCACGUCAAGGAGGCUCUGACUGAGAGGUCUUUAACCUUCCUACAGCGAUACUGUACCUUCCAGCGCAAUGAGCCAUGUUCACUACCUGCCAUUGUAGAAAUGAUAGCUGCAUUUAUGAAGAAACCUGUUGAGGAGGUGGCCCUUGCAACGGCCUUCAAUGCGCUCAAGAUUUUUGGUCUCUCUCAGUGACCUUGAACUGUCUUAGCUCAUGGUAUUUCAGAGGUAGCUCAUUAAUCUGUUCUUCCACUGUAGUUUCUGUUGUAAAUUUUCGCGCAGGGUGCGUGUUGGAAUUAUUUAUCAUCUGGUAUUUUUUCAAGGAUGUAGGUUUUUAAUCAUAAAUGAACCCCUUGUAGUGAGGUUAUAUCCAUAUAUUUGUAUGUUUCAUAUUUAAAACAACUUGAUGGGUUAGAAAGAAAUUUGGUGUAAGAGAUCUGUUCUAAACAUUUGUUCGGUGAUGUAACUAUAAGCCACUAUCGAGUUUUUGUGACAGUAUGUACAGUAGUGUUACACAUUUGCUGUUUGUUGUUAUGUUUGAUUCUUUUUCAACAGCAGCUGCACCCGGUCAUUUCCCAUUUUUGACAGGAAUGUUCUUUCUUAGAUGUUUUUCUUUUUUGUGAAUGCAGAAUGCAACAAAGUUAUGUGAACAGUUAACAAAUUUUCACGCAUGCAGUCUUCUGUUCCGUGUUUAUCAUUUCUGUAUUUCCAUGUAUUAGGAGUAAUUCUGUGGUGGUUUUGAUUACCUUUUCUCGGAUCAGAGAAAUCCUAUAAAGUCAGGUUUUGGCAUAAUCUGUGUAAGGUGGUGGCAUGUUGACAGUUUAAUAAUAUUUUAACAAAUAUCCUGUAUUUUGAGCAAAAGGUGUCGGUACUGCGUGCCAGUGCUGCCAAAAAAAACAGCACCGUUCAUGGUAAUGUUUUACGCGGGUUUUAUUACUUCAACAACAUGACGAGAAAUUAGAGCGUUGUAAUUUUUAAUUAAAUGUUUUGCGACUUGAGUUCACCAUCUUAGCUGUGAUAUAUUUGUAUGUGGACGCGACUAUUGUAUCAUUAACCGACCAUAUCUGAGGAUGACUUCUAUCUAACUUGUUUUCUUGUAAAUUUUUGUCUGUAGUAUGUGGUUCAUCAGAUAGGCAAGUUUAGGAAAGGAAGUAAGUGAAUUGUGACACUUUCUCUGAUGUAUAACAAUUUUUCUGCCUUUGAAGAGACUUACCAGAGAAUAGUUUCGUGACAGCUGCAUACUGCCAUUUGAAGGUGUGCCUUAAAUUCCCCAUGAAAAUUUGUGUUCCUGAUCGAAAUACCUGCUCGUGUCCUUAAACUUUUAUACUGUAAACCUCUUGCUGCAGUGUAAAUUCAUCAGAUUAUUAUUAAUUCUUGAUUAUAUUAUUGUUAUUCUUAUUACCCAUGGCAGCAUAUAGCAUCAAAUCAUAAUAUAUUCUUCUUCUAUGGUU